AUAACGGUCAUCCAAUCCCUCGUCCCCAAAAUACCCUUGCUCAUCCAGUCAUCCAUCGGAUUGAAAAGACAAUGGCAUCUACGUAAAUAUAUAUAAAACUAGGCCUGAUUAACCAAAGUGCAAGAAGCUUAAAAGACUUCGAACGUGUCCGUGUCCGUGUCCGUGUCCGUGUCUGAGAUUCCGAAGAUCAUGACUAUGUCUAUUGGAAAACAACAAUCUCAAGAAGACUCACCGGUCAGUGAAAACCAGUCAGGAACUGAAAGAGUGUCCACGCAGCCUGAGAAACGUGUCCGUGUCCGUGUCCGAGAAUACAAAGAUCGAGCCGUGUCUGAGUCUUGGCCCGUGAAUUGAGAACUUUGUUGUGGAAGACAACAAUUCAGUGCCUAAUGGACAGAGCAGUGCGAUGGAUUCAACUGCUGACACUUUGAACUACAAUCAGGUACAAUGCAAGAACUGUACUUUUUUACUUCUUGGGUUUUCUUGAGAAUUUGAAGCAUUAUCUUGAUUCUAUGUAUGACCCAGCAACGCAUUAUUAUUAGUAUUUGUUGAAUUGAUUCCUUUUAUUGUUUGUUCUUGGAUUAUGCUGUUUUCAAUGUAUUGUGCCUAUUGAAUUUGGCAUUUCUGCAACUUUUUUGAGCUUUCUUUCCAUUGAUUGAUCAUUAAAAAUGUUAAAUUACAAAUCAAAUCCUCUAAGUUUGGUAUAUUCUUAGUCUUGUCCCUAAAACUUCUUCCAAUAUUGUCGUUCCAUUCAUCUCCCAUGGGGCUUUCGUGAUAGCAGAUUUGGGUGGGGUGUGGAUAGGAGUGUAGGUGUGUCGAUGAUUAAUUUCAUAGUUCACAGCCAUUUGUUGUGUUGAUAUAAUGAACUUGAUUAGCGUAAGGAAUUGAUAUGUGGAGUGGAGACUGUUUGGGAAAUACUUGAAAGGGAAAUGACUUUUAUUGGGGUAUUUAUGCUCCAAGAAAAGGAAGAAGAAUGUGAGAUUAAGAAGAGAGCUUAGAAGAGAAUUUUGAGAAAAAUGCAUCAACCUUCAUGACGAGCCUUUGAGUACACGGUUGCUUAGUAUAUAUAUUAGGAGAUUAAAAGCAAAAUUCAAUAAAAGCUUAAAGAUUGGUUCUUUUAAUUAUGUUGAAUUCACUGUGAAUUAGAAUAAUGUAUUAAACAUAGGAAAGGAGGCUAAUUUAUCACUUUGUUUGCCAUUCUCACAGUUCAUAUGUUUCAUGAAUUAGAGCAGGUCUGACAUUACUGAGAGAGUAUUUAUGGUUCAUUCAUUUUUUAGGGAUCAAAUAUGUUAAUUUGCAGCUUGAUUUGUUUCCUGAUAAAAUUUUCUUUGGAAAUGUGGACUGCUGAAUGAACUAAGGAAACCUUUUCGGAGAACUAUAGUUCCGACUUUCAAGUACUUGAUUAUCUAGAGGGACCGACCUCCUGUGGCUUUUUUUGAUGUUGGUGUGAGCAGAGAACUAGUCUGUGAUGGAGUGGGAUUGACAAUUUGUUAGAUCCAACUUCAGAAGGACAUUUGUGUUGCAGAUUUUGGAGGCAGAGCAAUUGGAAGAGUUGCACCAGUUGAUUCUGGGUGCUGGUGGAUUAUACUUCUAAGGGCAUAUACCAAGCAUACACGUGAUUAUGCACUGGCAGAGCGUCCUGAAGUACAGAGGAGAAUGAAAUUAAUACUCAAUCUUCGCCUCUCGGAUGGCUUUGAAACUUUCCCAACACUUCUAUGUGCAGAUGGGUGUAGCAUGAUUGACAGGAGUAUGAUGUGCAGGGCAGAUGCUGAAUCCAGAGCAUGAUGAUAAGAAAUUAAUGGACUGAAUUGAUAAGCGGAUCACAGCUCUCAGCUUUCACAUACAGCAGUACUACUGGCUCGACUUUACACAGUUAAAUAAAAUAUACCGGUACAAAAUGGAGGAGUACUCCCACACUGCUGUCAAUAAAUUUAAUGUCAUCCCAGAGUCUAUCCCUGAUUGGGUGUUUGAUUUCAUGCCCUUGAGGGGAGGGUAUUUAAUUGGCAAUGUCAGCCCAGCUUGCAUGGACUGCCUGUGGUUCUUACUUGGGAAUUGCAUCGCCAUAUUGAGCUGUCUAGCCACAGGUGCACAGGCUACAGCGAUAACAAAUCUUGUUGAGGAGCACUGGGAGGACUUGGUUGGGGAGAUGCCUUUGAAGAUUGUUUACCCAGCACUGGAGGGAUAUGACUGGAGGACUGUGACUGGUUUUGAUCCAAAGAACACAUGGUGGAAUUACCAUAAUGGUGGCUCUUGGCCAGUUCUGGUGUGGCUACUUAAAGCAGCAUGCAUCAAGACUGGAAGGCCUCAAAUUGCAAAGUGGGCAAUUGAACUGGUAGAGCAACGGCUUUCCAAGGAUGGCUGUCCGGAGUAUUAUGAUGGUAAGACUGGCGGUACAUUGGAAAGCAAGCCAGGAAGUACAGACCUGGAGCAUUUCUGGCUACCUGAUUGCUAAAAUGAUGAUUGAGAACCCUUCCAAUCUUGUUAUGAUCUCUCUUGAAGAGGAUAAGAGGAUAGCUAAUCCAAGGCUUAACCGCUCUGCUUCAUUUCCACCAUAAAGAAGAGAUUGAGGUUGAAUUGCAAUAAGUCAAUAACAGGGAUACGGUUAUCACAAAUGUAUUGCUUUAGUCAUGGUUGGAUAGUAUCUCAGUAUCCCCAUUAUCUUCUAUUUUUUGUGAAUGGUGGCUGAAACUGUCCAUUUGUGGAAAAUUGGAAACAGUUUUCUUGAUUAGUUGCUAUUACUUAUUGGAUAUGAUCUUAAAGUUUCAUUCCUUGGGUAGAAAUGCUUUGUUCUUUUUCUGUUGAUUUAAUAAUUUGAGUAUUUAAGGAGGAAAAAAAAUA
Messenger RNA from Quercus lobata, 2835 nucleotides. Its product is annotated as probable alkaline/neutral invertase F. The record is from RefSeq and is a predicted model, not a curated record. Bases 1895 to 2449 code for a protein of 184 amino acids. Gene Ontology annotation, biological process: sucrose catabolic process. Lineage: Eukaryota; Viridiplantae; Streptophyta; Magnoliopsida; Fagales; Fagaceae. The transcript has 3 exons. Gene Ontology annotation, molecular function: sucrose alpha-glucosidase activity; endo-alpha-N-acetylgalactosaminidase activity.